UGAGCGAUGAAUUCUCUCCCCAUUCAUGCAACAACACUCCUGCAGCGUGUUAAUAUCUGCUAUCUGUGUUUAUGAUCAUUCUGUCUGAUCAUCAGAGACCUACAAGAGACCUACUGGUGUGUUCAGACUGUGUAUUCUGUGGUUCACACACAGGACAGAGUGAGCACCGCUGAUAAUACAGUUGCAACACUGCUGCUUCAGCUGAUAAAGUGAAUGCUCUGACCAGCGCUGGGAAAAAGUGUACAGCUCACGUGCAGCAGACGCAUCCGUUCACCAGGAGUUUGUGGUAUGCCACGAGAGUUUUGCAGUUUGUAUCGAGGGAGGUCUCCCGCGGACUGUUCGGUUCGGAUAUCAUCACAUCCUACAUGUCAUGUGGAUAACUGAAGAAGAGCUAUUAGUUCCAGGAAAUGCCUGUGGUCAUAUUCUAUUGCGAUUCUUCAAACCUUUUCAGGAGCAACAGAAAGAGGACGAGUGAACAUACAGUGAGUGCAGGUGAACGGCUACAAUCUUCACCAAGUGUCGCAAACAUGGAGGAGGACGAACAUAAACAAGACUUUCUCUAUUGUGAAGAGUGUCAGUCAUUUUUCACUGGUGAAUGUGACGUUCAUGGUGCUCCAUUGUUCAUUCCUGACACCCUUGUGCCUGUGGGGACUUCAGACCGGGCCAGACUAACCCUUCCUGUUGGACUGGAGGUUCUCACAUCCAACAUUCCCAAUGCAGGACUCGGGGUGUUUAACCACGGAGAGAUUCUUCCAAUCGGAGCACAUUUUGGCCCUUAUGAAGCAGAAGAAAGCAAAAUGGAGGAAGCUGUCAGCAGUGGAUACUCAUUUGUGAUAUGCAAGAGAAGGCACUUGAAUGAAUAUAUAGAUGCCAGAAGAGAAACACACUCGAACUGGAUGAGAUAUGUAAAUUGUGCUCGCAGUGAAGAGGAACAAAAUCUGGUGGCAUUUCAGUAUAAAGAAGCGAUUCUGUACAGAUGUUGCCGACCAAUCAAAACUGGAGAAGAAUUGCUAGUCUGGUAUGGAGAGGAGUAUGCCAGAGAUUUAGACGUCACUUUUGACCAUCUGUGGAACACUAAAUGCUCUGACAGAGAGAACGGUGCCUGUCCAGUGUUUUCCUGCUCUGUGUGUUCAUUGUCAUUCACGGCUCAAACAUAUCUCCACAAACAUAUGAGAAGAUGCCAUCAUGAGGAGUGUGACAAAAUCCUGAAAUGUGGAGAGACUGACAGUGAGGACAUGGUACCUAAAACGACCUUGAAAACAGAACAUGUAUCAUCUGAUUAUCUCUGCUCUACCACUCCAAACGAACUAAAAAACAGAGAAGGCAAGAAGAAAACUCAUAAUUGUGCAGAUUGUGGGAAGAGUUUCUCUUUAUUACGUUGUCUUAUUGCACACAAGCGCACACAUACAGGAGAGAAGCCUCAUCACUGCACACAGUGUGGGAAGAGUUUCUCUCGGUUAGGUGAUCUCCGUUCACAUCAGCGUAUACACACUGGAGAGAAGCCGUAUCACUGCACACAGUGUGGUAAAAGUUUCUCUCAUUUGGUUAAUCUUAUUGGACACCAACAAACACACACAGGAGAGAAGCCGUAUCGCUGCACACAGUGUGGGAAGUGUUUCUCUCGGUCAAGUAAUCUUAAAAGACAUCUACGCUCACACACCGGAGAGAAGCCGUAUCACUGCUCACAGUGUGGGAAGAGUUUCUCUCAGUCAAGUCACCUUAUUGUACACCAGCAAACACACACAGAUGAGAAGCCAUAUCACUGCACACAGUGUGAAAAGAAUUUCUCUCGGUCGAGUUACCUUAGUAGACACCAGAAAACACACACAGGAGUGAACCUCUAUUACUGUGUACCAUGUGGAAAGAGUUUUAACAGGUUUGUUGGCCUUCAAAGACAUCAGCAGAAACACAAAUAAGUCAUAUCACUGCUUAAAGAAGAAACUGAUGUCACUAUUCAAAGCACAGUUUGAUGACACUUAUCAGAAUAUAAAUAGAUUUGAGAGUUCCCUUUCUGAAACUUAAUCAACGUUGUGUAGGUGACUUUACAGAUUGUGUGUAAAUAAAUCACGACGGAGGGUACCAGUCCCGUUGCUUUUAGCGAUUGCAACACCUCCAACUAUAGAAUCAGCAGAGGUUGAAGUCUUAACGACUCCCAUGACAAGCUAUGUUGGAUGUGAAAUCCUUGUGCAAGCAGGAUCUUAUCUUCAGAUUUCUCCCAGGCAGGCCUGGCUUGAUGCCCUCUUGAAACCUUUCUUUGGUGCUUGUGGUCCUUUAGAGAUUUCCUUGUUGGUAGUCCAUAUGAAGUUAUUUCUGCUGUCUUCCUCUAAACAGAGACCUAAUCUGUUUCCUUCAAUGAGGUUGGUCGGUUCCUCCUUUCGGCAGUCCUUUGUUCCGGGGUUCAGCCAGAUGUGUUACCUCGUGUGUUAUAAAGUGCAUCUGUGGUAUUUCCACAUGUAAACUCCCCUGGCAAGGAGACUGCCAUGCAAAUUGUAUUUGAGUGAUUGGUCUCCCAAGCCCAAACCACUAGUCAAAUCAAUAUUUUAAUUUGUUUUUAUUUUUGUUCCUUUUCAGUUCUUCAAGAAAAUUAUAAUUUGUCAAUGUGAAUUGUGAUUUGAAAAUAAAUGUUGAAAAUGUAUUCACAAACCUAAUCAUGGACCAUGUAUACAAUCAUUAAUUCUGUGUAUUGUUUCAUCGCUAUUGAGUACUUUAUGUAAUUCUGCUUUUUAAGUUUUAAUAAAUUGCACACCAAGAAGGCACCAUA
This is a messenger RNA of Triplophysa dalaica, 2761 nucleotides long. Its product is annotated as histone-lysine N-methyltransferase PRDM9-like. The transcript has 8 exons. Gene Ontology annotation, molecular function: protein binding; histone methyltransferase activity. Lineage: Eukaryota; Metazoa; Chordata; Actinopteri; Cypriniformes; Nemacheilidae. Bases 408 to 1916 code for a protein of 502 amino acids. Gene Ontology annotation, cellular component: nucleus. The record is from RefSeq and is a predicted model, not a curated record.